AUGGUCCUGGGACUCCUUGCUGUCCUGCCAUACACCCCCUUCUAUCUCCUGACCAGUGCUGUAUGGCUGAAGCAAUGUCAAUAUGCCUGCCAAAGGCAGUGCACCGAUCAACACAUGUGUUACACCCACAUACAAAUGACUCUUCAUGGAUUGAACUCUUUGUCCUUACAGAUGUUAGAAAUAGUGUACUGCAAUGGCAGCAAUGCAUCAUGUAAAGCUGCAUGGAUAAAAUUCACUUUAGUCUCCAGGCAGAACAAGACACGGGCAGCUGCCUUGCCUGCUGUUACUGCUAUCCCCACUGCCUCUGCUGCUAUUCCUGCUGCUGCUGAUUUCUCCACUGCUGCUGCUAUCCCUGCUGCAAUCCCUACCACUAUUCCCACCGUGAUCCCUGCUGCAGCAGCAGCUAAUUCCACUACCCUUCAAAACCCCCAUUGGCAACAGCUUCCUGUUAGAUACAGAACCAGUGAUGCAGCUCAUACUGGUCCAGAUGAGGGUGAGGUCUUUGACCUCGACAAUGUCUCAGGGGAUGAAGAGGAACCAGGAAAUCUUCCUGUGCCUGUCAUCACUAUGGCACCUCACUGUUCGCACUGA
Molecule: messenger RNA, 591 nt
Organism: Suillus subaureus
Lineage: Eukaryota; Fungi; Basidiomycota; Agaricomycetes; Boletales; Suillaceae
Exons: 6
Coding region: 1-591 (196 amino acids)
Source: RefSeq, a predicted model, not a curated record